UUUGGUAUGACGCGGCCGGGGAUCGAAUUCGGACGGACGCUCUACCACAUGACCACGGAGGCGGUCAGAUGAUAUGUGAGAUAUAAUGUUAGAUAUUUGGAUUAUAUGUUAGAUGGUAUGUUAGAUGAUAUAUUAGUUGGUAUGUUAGAUGUCAUGUUAGAUGGUAUGUAAGAUGGUUUGUUAGAUAUCAUGUUAGAUGUCAUGUUAGAUAUCAUGUUAGAUAUCAGGUUAGAUGUCAUGUUCAUGAUAUGUUAGAUAGUAUGUUAGAUGUCCUGUUAAAUGAUAUGUUAGAGGGUAUGUCAGAUGUCAUGUUAGAUAGUAUUUGCUGCCAAUGUAUAAUUACAUGUUUUAUUCAUGUCUCGCACAGUGUUCAACGUGACGUUAUUCAGCAUCAUAAAACGCAUGCAGCAUUUUUAGCAUUUUUAGCAUUUGCUGGUCUUACUAUGCCUCAAGAAACACAAGAAAUGGUUCACAGUCAAAUACUGUUAAAGCAUACGCAGAAUGAAGAUCAUAACAUAUGUGUAUGUAUGGAACACAUGUGUUUACUCAAACGCACGAGGAACUCAACAUUACAUAAUGUAACUGGUAACUCAAGACAUAUAACACAUGAUAUUGACUACAUGGUGUUAUAUAGAAAAUAAGAAUUUACAAUAUGUACAGAGAAAUUAGCAAUUUUUUAGGGGCGCCACCUCAUGCUUUGAGUGCCCGUCAUAAGUUCUAUUAAAGUAUUUCGAUGUUGUCGGUUAGUCCGUUAAUUCUGAUCGACAACCAACUCAAAACACUUGAGUCAACCCAUGUCGCUUCACUCAAUAUAUUUGCUAACACCAAAGAGUUCGCCUUGUAUUUAGUCAUGGUAGAAUGAAGAUAAACAUACUGUGUUUUAAAUGUAGAACAUGGUUACUUGUGGAUUUAACCGCGCUUAAUUUAACAUUUGAAACCUCAAGCUGCGCGUUCGGUUGAACUUUAGAGGAUACCAAAAGAAACCUGAUAUGAUUUUAGUAUGUUUUCGUAAGGUCGAUAAUAUGAACACCAAUAUCCCCCUAAUUGUAUUACAUAUACCCAGCAAAUAUGUUCACAUUAAAUGUAUGUUAUAAACCGAUUAACUUAAACAUCAACCAAACUUUGAAACCUGCAAAUAAUAUUACAAGUACAUACAUUCCAUACAUUGUAUUGUCCUACUGACAUACUUAAACUGAUAAAAAGUGCUCAACCUUCACCUGGUGUUAUAUUUGAUAAGAUCUGAGGUCUGUAAAGUUUAACUAUAGCCAUUUUAUUUGCCAACAGAAGGCAAAAUGUCUGUUUUGCCAGUUUUCGCUGUUUUGUGUAUUUAUUGUGUGCAACAAGUGAUCCUCCAGACUCCACAGAUUUCCAUUAAAGUUGAUGUAGAGAAGGUGAUCCAGGACAUUGAUGAGGAUGUAUUCAUGGGGGUCACGCUGGACUGCUACUUGAUGCAGGACAAUUGGGAACGAUUUGACUUCAGAAAUGGACGUAUGUUGAAUCUUGCAAAGGGGAUCGGUCCAUCGUUUCUCCGCAUCGAGGGUACGGCAUGCGACUCGCUUACCUUUGACCCUAACCGACUCGGAAAGAAACAUGUUUCCAAAUUGGUUCGCCCGCCAUUUACAACAAAUUUCACCAUGACAGCGGAAGACUGGGACAAUUUCAACAUGUUUGUGAAGAAGGUUGGAUGGAAGAUGAUCUUUGGCAUCAACGCCAAGAAACGAGAUAAAGCUGAGUGGGAUCCAUUGAAUGCCCUUGUAUUGUUGAAGUACACUGAUUUGAACUUGGAAACGGCAAGCGUUUGUUUUGUUCAUUUACCCACUUAAUUAUUUUAAGUCAUUACAAGCAACAGACUAUGAACAUCGUCUUCCCAUCUCUUCCUAGCCGUGAAUGUAUACCACAUUCGGAAGAGGUGGAAAUCUGAUGGUACGAAACCCGGAGAAUAUGAAUAAUGAAUUCAAAGCCUGUCAACUGGCUACGUGACAUGUAGAGUCGUCGAUCAAUCAAAAUCAUAUCCUAUAUCUUAUCAACAUUUGGUCUUCUUGGUCUUUGGUCAUCCUCAAUGCUUUCUCUUUCCCUCCUUAACUCCGCUGGCCACCUAUGAACAUUGGUAAAGAAAGAGGCAUAAUUUCUAAAGUUGACACCAUGUCCUCAUGGAGGCUGUUGGACAGAUAUUGAUGACGGACAAUAUCUACAUACUUUAGUACAUGCACACAUAUGCGGCCUGGUUGUGUAUUAGGUUCAAAUGCAGCCUGAAAGCAUGGAGAGUAUUGUACUGAAUACAUGCAAAUUGUUACGGGUGUUCUAUACAUCCUCAGUAGUUAGACUUGCGUCUUCUAAGCAACCACACGUAGCUCACGGCCCGUGUUGGAGAAUCUCGCCGUGUCGAACUUCUAUACAUCCUCAGUAGUUAGACUUGGGUCUCCUAAGCAACCACACGUAGCUCACGGCCCGUGUUGUAGAAUCUGGCCGUGUCGAACUUCUAUACAUCCUCAAUAGUUAGACUUGGGUCUCCUAAGCAACCACACGUAGCUCACGGCCCGUGUUGUAGAAUCUGGCCGUGUCGAACUUCUAUACAUCCUCAGUAGUUAGACUUGGGUCUUCUAAGCAAACACACGUAGCUCACGGCCCGUGUUGGAGAAUCUCGCCGUGUCGAACUUCUAUACAUCCUCAGUAGUUAGACUUGGGUCUUCUCAGCAACCACACGUAGCUCACGGCCCGUGUUGUAGAAACUCGCCGUGUCGAACUUAUGUGUGGAUAUACAUAUACAUAUACAUAUACAUAUACAUAUACAUUAAGUAUAAAUAUGCAUGCUAGAUGAUGCCAAUGGUAUUUGAUUAUCAGAUUAAACCACAUAUAUUUUCCACUGUUUCUAGAGAUAUAUGUGUGAAUUGUGUGAAACAUGUCGACACAGAACCUGAUGAUUACCCCAAGAGUUGGGCGCUGACUUUGCUGUCUUACAGAGAGCAUUACAGUCUCUGCCAUUUGUCAUUGAUCAUCAGCCCAGACACUACCGGUGUCAGACAGUAAGUGGACGAGUAAGUGUGCGCCACUGCACCAACUUGUUGUUCUUGAAACGAAAGGUAUGUUCAAUGUACUAUAGAUAUGAGGCAAUCGCACGGUGCUUUCUGAUCCUAACUUGUUUAGAAACGCCGAUCGUGAUUGACAAGAUUGUUGGUCAUUUGUUAAUACUCAGGAUGCUCGUCUAGAGAGAGAGAGUCUACUUGUGUGAAGUAUGAUCCCUUGUGCUAUAUGUGUUGAAGAUCAGUUUUGUUCGCCCUGUUGCAUUUUUUUGAAAGGAGAUUGUGGAGGUGUUAUCAUCGUUGCUACACUCCACCAGUAAGUUGUCAAAUCAAAUUAUUAACAUUAUUAUCUUUCCUAUUUUGAUGUAUCAUUCUAAAACUUUGACUGAUGUUCCUUCAAAAAAGGUCUAUUAUUUUAAUGUUGUUUCGUUCACCGCUUUUUCUUCUCAACAGUUACUACUUUGAUGGUAGACAUUCAGUGCUCAGUAUGUUCAUGGACACAAGCAUAAUGGACAGCCUCAAGUCUAAGAUCGAAUCUUUUCUCUCUAUGGGAAAUGCCCGCAACCCCGGGAAACCAGUGUGGCUGGGCGAGACGUCAUCAGCCUACAACACAGGAACUCCCGGGAUAUCCAACUCAUAUGUUGCAGGAUU
Molecule: messenger RNA, 3671 nt
Organism: Haliotis rufescens (red abalone)
Lineage: Eukaryota; Metazoa; Mollusca; Gastropoda; Lepetellida; Haliotidae
Product: heparanase-like protein 3
Exons: 3
Coding region: 1293-1823 (176 amino acids)
Cellular component (GO): membrane; extracellular matrix
Molecular function (GO): hydrolase activity, acting on glycosyl bonds
Source: RefSeq, a predicted model, not a curated record